GCUUCCCCCAAGCAAUCAUGCAUCUGCAUUGGUCACGCAAACCACCACGGAUCUAUCCUCUCACCAUGCGACCAUGAUCCACUGACGCCAUCAAAACCAAUAAUAUAUAUCAAGAUCGAUCUCAUACAAAACUGACCCUUUGUUUUCUUUCUUUCCUUCCUCGGAAGACUGCUCAGUAUCCUCGUCGCAAGCCUACUUGUCCUAUCAUGGCACAGCCCCAAUCAUCAUUGUUGCCAGCGUCGCAUCAGAUUCUGUUUCUAGCAAUAGUGGCAUUGCUGCUUGCAGUGGCAAGAUCCGAAUAUGAUGGUCCACUCUGUGUCUCGGAGAAUAAGGUGUUUCACGUUCGAGUGGAUUUGUACUCGGGAGAGCUAGGAUACUACGCCUUUGAAGAAUGCGGUCUGGAAAAUGUGAAUCCCACCGUGGCAAUGGAAAUUGGAGAAACGUACACGUUUAUUCAGAAACACCGGAGCAAUUACUUUCAUCCCAUUGGAUUUGCCUACUCUCCAUACGGCGAUGAAGAACUGAAAAAGGAAGUCACUCCCAGCACCAGCGAAGGCAACCCAGCGUGUAUUGGCAAUCUCACGUGUGCCGCACCCAUGUACUAUUUGAAUGACGAGUAUUUGGGGCACUACAGCAACAAUCCGACGCUUCUCCAGAAUGUGACGGUCAAUAUCAGUGACAAUGGAUUGGAUGUCUACGAACCACUCUUCUUUCGAAGUCCCGCCGAAUGGACGUCCAUGGGAACCUUUAGUAUGAAAAUGAGAUUUGAUGAUGCCGAUAUUAAAAAAGACAUGUUUAUAUUCUGCCACAUUCACGAGUGGAUGGCUGGACGCAUCAAGUUUACCAAAAAUGGCACCGUUCUGAACGAACUGGAUGUCCCUACGUUGGGCUUUGAAUUUGACUACAAUACACCUCUGCUGUCGGACUUUGACAAGGAAUGUGGAACCUUUGGAUUGGGAGACUACCAGAUUCCGGGACAUCCCCACUGUCCCGAUCAGUUUGUCUGUGACAAGGACGAUCCCGCCAUUGAUCCCAAAAUGGCACAAUUCGGUAGUUGCAUUGAUGCCAUGAAUUGUCACAUGCUGGUUGGCAUGACCACAGGGAUCAAGGCACAGGAUGAACGAGCCCUGUUUGUGCAUCAAAUGAUCCCGCAUCAUCAAAAUGCCGUCAACAUGGCCAAGGCAUUGUUGAAGCGAGACAAACUGCAAUGCGAAGAUUUGACGGACCAGGAAACUCCAGAUUGUGUUCUCGAGGGAAUCCUAUAUGAAAUCGUCAAUACACAGAACUUGCAAAUCCAGGCCAUGUACGAUUACUUGGAUGCGAUGCGCAUGCCCGAAGUGGACAAUUGUGACGUGAAACUGGAAACGGUGGCGGAUGAUACACAACAACAACGACAACAACCAGCACAGGGCAGCAACGCAAGGGGACUUGGUUACUAUUAUGAUUAUGGGAAUACUGUGGUUGUAGUACUGGCAGCUUCCAUGGUAUGGAUGCUACUGCAAAGGUGAUGCAGGAUGAUAGUACAGUAUAUACGCACCGUACCGUACCAAUCCACAUUCAAGUACCGUACUUGUAGAUGCCGUAGGGUUCCAUGUCAAGCAGAAUUGCUGGAAGGAAAACAACGCUUGAAAUCCA
This is a messenger RNA of Seminavis robusta, 1635 nucleotides long. NCBI's taxonomy places the organism in Eukaryota, Bacillariophyta, Bacillariophyceae, Naviculales, Naviculaceae. The record is from the annotation of a GenBank genome assembly.